AUGGCCAAAAUGGUCACCAUCCGAAUGCUCAUCACAGUGGCCCUAAACCGCAACUGGCAGAUCAUCCAACUUGACGUAUCGAACGCGUUCCUUCAUAGCGAACUACAAGACGAAGUUUACAUGAAGCAACCACGCGGAUUCGAGGAUGCUCAACAUCCGACACACGUAUGCAAGCUCCGAAAAUCCAUCUACGGGUUAAUGCAAUCACCCCGUCAAUGGUUUCAAAAACUAACCAGUUUUCUUCUCAACCUCGGCUUCACGUUCAGUAAAGCCGAUCCGUCUCUUCUUCAUCUCAAGCAAGACGACACUAGCAUCUUCAUCCUGAUAUAUGUGGAUGAUAUCCUCGUUACUAGCAACAAUCAAGUCAAAAUCCAGCAAAUUCUGCAAAGCCUGAACUCAGCAUUCAGUCUAAAGCAGCUCGGCGACAUAUCUCUCUACCUCGGUAUUCAGGUUAUUAAAACUACCUCUUGCUACUUUCUCACUCAAUCCCACUACGCACAUGAUCUUCUUCAUAAUGCAGGCAUGUCCGACUGCAAGCCCGCACCGUCUCCGGCGCCAACAAAAGAUCAGAGAUCCUCAGACGAAAGAUCCUUCGCCGACCCACAGCUAUUUCGCAAGAUAGCAGGGUCACUCGAAUACUUGUCUAUCAUUAGACCCGACAUCGCAUUCGCCACCAACUCAAUAUAUCAACACAUGCACAAUCCAAGAAACUGUGACUACCAAGCCCUCAAACGUCUCCUCCGCUAUGUCAAAGGGUCAAUAGACUACGGUCUUCCGCUCAUCACCGGCGCCCUCAACCUUAGCAGCUACACUGAUGCGGAUUGGGCAGCUAACUCGACCGACCGGAAAUCAAUGUCGGGCUACUGCACGUUCCUCGGUCCCAAUCUGAUUUCAUGGUCGGUCAAGAAACAAACAACCGUGGCGCAUUCCUCGACGAAGGCAGAGUACAGAUCCUUAGCAGCUGCCACCUCCAACAUACUAUGGAUCCGUCGCCUGCCUACAGACCUUGACGUCCCCACCACCUCGCCCACACCAAUCCAUUGUGACAACACAUCUACCAUAGCUCUCGCCAAUAACCCCAUCUUUCAUGCUAGAACCAAACACAUAGAAAUUGACUACCACUUCAUCAGUGACCACAUUCGACAAGGCAACAUCUGGGUAGAUCAUGUCUGCACCAACGAUCAGCUCGCGGACAUACUCACCAAAGCUCUUCCUAUCAACCGGUUUCAGCUCUUAAGAUCCAAAUUAACCAUUCACUCCAAGAAUGGUUAA
This is a messenger RNA of Dendrobium catenatum, 1272 nucleotides long. RefSeq lists its product as uncharacterized. The transcript has a single exon. The record is from RefSeq and is a predicted model, not a curated record. Lineage: Eukaryota; Viridiplantae; Streptophyta; Magnoliopsida; Asparagales; Orchidaceae. The coding region runs from base 1 to 1272 and encodes 423 amino acids.